Messenger RNA from Aureobasidium subglaciale EXF-2481, 3790 nucleotides. RefSeq lists its product as uncharacterized. The transcript has a single exon. Lineage: Eukaryota; Fungi; Ascomycota; Dothideomycetes; Dothideales; Saccotheciaceae. The record is from RefSeq and is a predicted model, not a curated record. The coding region runs from base 258 to 3458 and encodes 1066 amino acids.
CUUGUUCGCGUUUAUACUUUCUGUUGCUUGAGUGACGACGAUUUGCGCACAAAAGCUUUGACCACUACGUCAUCUGUCCUAGGCGCGUGUCAAAAGCAAGCGGCGCGAUUCAUCUCGAGCCAUCCAAUUCUUACCUCCACAUCGAUUUGCUGUCCAGUCGAUCUGUCUUUGCUCGAUCUCACCUUUCACGAGCAUUCUUCUAUCACCUUUCCCUUAGCACUUCUUUUUGUCCUCUAUUUGGACACUCAGCCCUCAAAAUGCGCACUCGCAAUCAAGAAAAGACGCCCUCGUCGCAGUCAUCAUCACAGCAGACUGCUGGCGCCGACAAACGCACAAGCCGCAAGAGAAGAGCAAGCAGUUCCUCAGACGCGCCAAUCCCUCAGAGCUCCCAAACCACUAUUGUCUCAUCAUCACAAGUCAAGCGUAGAAAGAGACAGGACGCGUCUUACGACCAUCCCGAAGACCUGGACAUCCUUGACGAGGAGGAAGAAUCCCUCACAGUCCACACUCCAGCUCCUGCAGCUCGCCAUGUUCACUUUACCGAGUCUACCUCCCAGGAUCACAAGGCUACUUCAACGCACUUGACUCCUCACAUCCGCAAGACAAUCAGCACGGAAAGACGUCAGACCAUUUCACCUUCAAAGUUCGAGACUCUCUCCACUCCUCAAACAAAGUCCCGCUUGUCUCUUCCCUCCACUUUUUCCCCUUCGCCCAACAGCCCCGUCUCCAAGCUGUUCCGCCCUCUGAGUCAGGUUCUGUCCGAGCGCGUUAAGAGCCGUCUUCGCCGCAGUCGUCUGAGCGAGGAGAUCAAGGAGCAAAGAGAUGGUUCCGACACUCAUCAAGAGCUGGUUCAGCUGCGUCAAGAGAUUGGAGAGAUUGAGGACACUAUCCGCACCCGCCUUCACCAGCUCGAUGUGCAGAAGCAGUUGGGAGAAGAUGCCGACGAUCAGAAGAUGGAAGCAAUUGAGGUCGAGCUCGCCCAGCUCAACGAGCAGCUUGCAGAGAAGAAGGCCCAAGAGGCUGCCCUUCCUGACCUGGAUGCCAUCGAGAAUGUUGACGUCAUCAACGAGGACAUGAUGGUCUUUGAUAGCAGCCAGAGCAUCUCCUACCCCAACCUUCCUUCUUCCGGGAUCGAGGUCCGUACCGUCGAGAGAGCAUCUGACGCUGUCGACAUCACCGACGCCCAGACUCAGGUUGCGCUUCCAGACUCUACUCAGGAGGAGGAGCGUCGCGCCUUCAAGGAGGCCAUCCAGUACUGGACCGACGAAGCAUCCAAUGCAAAGUCCACUCUCCAGAUCCUGACCAUUGAGCUACAAUCUCUUGGUUUCCCAGGAGAGAACUCGGAUGCCAUCCUCGCAUCUAUCCGCGAAUCAUUCGCGCUAGUUCGUGAGCGCCUCGAGUCCGCAGUGCCUGGUGCCAUCCCCAGCAACAUCUCCGAUGCCGACCUGGUCGAGCUCGUUGUCCAGCACCUUGAGGCUCUUGCCAUCAAAGUCACCGAACAAGACCUCUUCAUUGUCGAGAACGACCAGUUGCGUCAGGAGCUCGUCAACGAGAUUGAUGGUCUUGUCGAGAGACUGAGUCAGGCCGAGAUUCGCAAGCGCACUCUUGAGAUUGGCUUCAACGAGCUGGAUGCACAGAGUCAAAGAGAUGAGCAAUUGAUUGACUCCUUGAGCAAGGAGUUGAAGAAGAUCGAGAACAAUCACGACAUGGCCCAAACGCUCAUCACUGAGAAGAAGAUCGAGCUUGCUGAACUGGACCGCGAAAACAAGGAUCAGGACACAACCAUCCGAAAGCUCGGCGAAGCCCUUGAAGGUUACAGAGCCAACGAGACUAAUCUCCACGCUCUCAUUACCCGCAUGGAGCAAGAGGCCAAUGUGAAGAUCUCUGACCUCACCAAAGCUAGCCAAGUUGCCGUAUCUGAACUCGAGGAGCAGCUUCGUGUCGAGGGCACCAAGCGCCACACCGCCGAAGCCGAGGCAGACAACAAGCAAAAUGUCAUUACCACGCUUGAACGCCGCGCCGAGGAGGACGAAGCCAAUAUUGAUAUCCUUAAGCAGCAGCUUGCUACUGUCCAGGUACAACACACAGCCGAACAACAGGCAAGAGAGGUCGCCGAGACCAUCAACGAUGAAAACACAACCCUCAUUGCCGAGCUUGAGGUUAAGAUUGAACAGGCCGAGACUGCACUGGAGCAGCUCAGAGCCGAUCUCGAUAACCUACGCGCACUCGAAGAGGCCGAGCGACGCCAGCGCGAGGCAGCCGAGGCAGACCUAGAUGACCGCAACAAUCAGAUCAGCGAAUUGGAGCAGAAGCUGCUAGCAUCCGGCAAGCAAGCCAACGAGUUGCGCCAGAAACUCUUCGAAGUUCAACAGCGCUCUAAGGAUGCUGUCGCAGAACUUCAAGCUAUUGCAGAGGAGCGUGAAACCAAGCAUGCCGCCGAAAUCAUUGCUUUGGACCAGCAAGCUAAAUUGGCCCAGGAUGCCGCCACUUACAACGGCAUCAUGGCGAAAGAAUACGAGACGGAGCUCAAGGACGUCACAGCUCGUAUGGGCAAGCAGCUCGAGGAGCGCGCUGCAAAGAUCAGAGAGUGGGCUGCCAAGCUCGAUGAACUCACCGCAGAGCUCAAGAACACCAAGACGGAGCUUGACAGCGCUUUGGUCGCGCUUGACGCAUUGCAACAAGCGUCCGAGGGUCGCAUUGCCGAGCUUGUCGCUGAUGUCGCUGAUCUCACAGGCAUUAUCGCUCAGCACGAGGCUACCAUCAAGCUUUUGAAUGCUGAGGCUCUGACAACUGCUCAGACUCACGUCAUUGCCAUCACUGAGCGCGACGAGAAGAUCGCCGACCUCAACGAUGAUAUCUUCAACGCUCAAUCCGAGAUCAGAAGCCUCGAGGCCGAGAAGGAAUCCUUGGAGCGUCGUGUUGAAGCCGAAGCUGAGGCAAUGCUUGAGCUACAAGCCGACCGCGAUGACCAAAUCGCCGACCUCAAGACCAACAUCCGCAACAAGCAGGCUGAGAUUGAAAACCUCGGCCGCAAGGCACAAGAGGUGGACCGCAGCUGGGAGCGCGUAAUGAACGAGCGCACCAUCGAGAUUGAGGAGCUCCGUGAGACUGGCUCCGAGCACACUGCCACCAUUGCUCGCCUGACCAAGCUCAAUACUGCACUCAAGGAGAAGUUUAGACUUUACGUCCGUGACUCCACUGCCACCGUGGCAGCCAUGCAUGAUGACAUGGAACAAGCUGUUCUUUCCGCCUCUUCCAAGGGCGGCGAACUGCGCGAGGUCGGCCGUCGCGUGCUAGAGGAGGUCGAGGCUAUGGAUAGUGUUGGCGAGAUGAUUGCCGUUGCUGGCUCAUCUUCUGCUGCCAACCCUCGUGUCCAGCACAUCAAGCAGAGCCGUCGCACUCGCCGUCAGUACGACUCUGGCAUCGGUGUUGAUGAAGAAUCUCUGCUCGAAGAGUAGAGGGAAGGAAUGAUCUUGUGCAGGCAUUUAUACAUUUGCCCAUGAAGUUGCACACCAUUACGAGGUUGUUUUUCUUGUCUACAAAACAUUGCGUUGUUACUUGGUUUACGCUGCCCUUUAUUUGAAUGGAAGGAACGAUGAUUAUCACUUUUCUGAUGAGAAAGGUCGUGGUGGAUUGUUGUUUAUGACUAGGCCUGGUUGGUUGUUUCUGGAUGCGAUUAUCGACUUUUCUUCCUUUUCUAUUAUGGUAAUCAUGAGCGAGUACGUAUUUACAUAGGUCAAAACACAUUCCGUUUACUUUCAAAAAGACAAUCUUGACUCCCCCCCCCGAU